Molecule: messenger RNA, 689 nt
Organism: Ruditapes philippinarum (Manila clam)
Lineage: Eukaryota; Metazoa; Mollusca; Bivalvia; Venerida; Veneridae
Product: protein stum homolog
Exons: 2
Source: RefSeq, a predicted model, not a curated record
CUUCCAUCACGGUCUGAGACUGGAAAUGUUUUUGGGGUGCAACGUAAACAUAAUCCAGGUUAUGGGCGCCCUCUGUUUAUAGGCCACCCAUCAUGUAAGAACACUCCUCCGAUAAGCCACAGGGCGUCAUCAAAAGAGACUAAAGACAGUGCUGAUAAUGACUCGUCAUUAAGAGACUCGAUUCCUGCAAUGACAAAGCCAGUAGCAAUUACAUGUCUCAUGCUGAACAUAUUACUUCCGGGCUUAGGUACAUUUACAGCGGGACUUACUGUAUUAUGUGGAAGCACAAUUAGAUUUAAAGACAUGACAGAACAGAAGAUCAUAUUUUCAAACACGUGGGUGGCGUUUUUACAAUUCAUUACAGCGUUCCUUUUCCUGCUUGGUUGGAUAUGGAGUAUAGUAUGGGGCGUGGCUUUCAUCACAAUAUCCAGUAAGUUAACAUUUUUAAGUUCUUAUUUCAUUGAUCACGUAAAUCUAUGAAUAUGUAUUUAGGAAAAAAAUAAACGUACUUCAGAUUACUCUUUUACAACUUGAUAUUAUUUGCGAGCUUCAUAUUAAUUUAUAUUUGAGAAGAGACAUACAAAUUCUUAUACUAUUGAUACUAUCUGAUCGUGUAAUAUGAAUGUAUAUUAGAAAAUGAAUAUACACGUAUAUAGUUAAAGAGGAGCUAUUUUUUCCCAUCAAAUAAC